GUCUGGAAGCUUCUUAGCAACAGCAGCAGUAAACAGUGGUGAGAGGUAGCGGAAGUCUCGUGAGAAUGAAAACAGCGCGCUUUCUUUAGAACUGUUAUAAUUUGGGGGUGAAUAAGUGAAGAAGGUAAGGCAUGUCCGUGUUCAGCGGGGCUGUGGGCGCUCUGAGCGCGGAGCUGAAGCUGCUGGCGGAGUUUAGGAGAGAUUCUCACCGGGAGAAGAAGGUGUUCCUCGCGGGGAGGGAGUAUGUUGGGGAAGAUGGGAAGACCACAGAGCUUCCUGUAAUCUGGAAAAUCAAGCAGCAGAUUGGCACCGACCCAACCCUUUACCCAGAGUAUCAACCUACGUCAGGCCUCCCAGAAUUCACCAGGAAAGCAGUGGAGCUGGCGUUAGGCAGGGAGAGCCGUGCCCUGGUGGAGAACAGAGUUGUAGGAGUGCAGACGGUAGGCUUGUCUGGAGCUGUGCGUUUGGGAGCAGAGUUACUAAAGCACUGCUACUGCACCAGCUCCUCCUGGACUGGCCCAGUUCUUCUCUCCUCUCCAUGUGAUGAGUCAUUACCAAGCGUCUUUGAAGCAGCAGGGAUUGGGAAUGUCCAGCACUACCGGUACUGGGAUAGUGAUCUUCGAGGGGUGUGUGUGGAGAAGAUGCUGGAGGACUUGGAGAAAGCUCCAGAGCAGAGCGUGGUGGUCCUGUCUGCCUCAGGACACUUUCCCACUGGAGCAGAUCUUUCUCAAGAGGACUGGAGACGAGUGAUUGACGUCCUGGUGAGACGCCAGCUCCUACCAUUCAUCCUGCUCCCUGCUCUGGGUUUGUGCAGUGGGGACGUGGAGCAGGAUGCCUGGGUUUUGAGACAUUGUGUGUCUUUAGGGUUGGAGAUAAUGUGUGCUCAGUCUUUCUCCCACAGCUUCAGCCUAUAUGGUGAAAGAGUCGGCCACCUGUUUUGUGUUCUUAAGGACGAUUCCAAUCUUCUGGCUCUCCAGUCGCAGGCAGAAAAGAUAAUCCGAACGCUUUGGUCCUGUCCACCAGCAGGAGGCGCCAGAGUGGUUACAACAGUGCUGACCAAUCCUGCGCAUCUGGUUGAAUGGCAGGAGGGGUUGAAGGGCAUGGCGGAAAGAUGCAUGCUAAUGCGGGAGCGACUCAGAGAGAAGAUGCGACUGCUUGGAAGCCCAGGCAGCUGGGAGCACUUGAUUAAACCAGGAGGACUCUACUGCUGUACUGGACUGACCGCUCAACAGGUCCAAUUUCUGGUGAAGAGGAGACACGUUUACCUGCUGCCGGAGGGCUGCCUGAACAUAAGUGCCGUCAACGGUCGUAAUCUCGACUACGUGGCCGAGUCCAUUCAUCUGGCUCUGACGUCUCAACUGUGAACCUGACUGAUGUCACGCAGAGCAGAUAAUUACCAGCAUUGAUUCUA
Molecule: messenger RNA, 1411 nt
Organism: Astyanax mexicanus (Mexican tetra)
Lineage: Eukaryota; Metazoa; Chordata; Actinopteri; Characiformes; Acestrorhamphidae
Gene: got1l1
Product: glutamic-oxaloacetic transaminase 1 like 1
Exons: 8
Coding region: 132-1364 (410 amino acids)
Biological process (GO): L-aspartate biosynthetic process
Cellular component (GO): cytosol
Molecular function (GO): L-aspartate:2-oxoglutarate transaminase activity; pyridoxal phosphate binding
Source: RefSeq, a predicted model, not a curated record